Messenger RNA from Cucumis melo (muskmelon), 856 nucleotides. RefSeq lists its product as uncharacterized. The record is from RefSeq and is a predicted model, not a curated record. Bases 223 to 759 code for a protein of 178 amino acids. The transcript has a single exon. NCBI's taxonomy places the organism in Eukaryota, Viridiplantae, Streptophyta, Magnoliopsida, Cucurbitales, Cucurbitaceae.
AAAUUUGAAAAUUUUCUCUCUCUCUCUCUCUCUCCUUUUUUUUUUUCUUUUUCUUUUCCUGAGUACAAAUGAGAAAUAGAGAGAAAUUAUAGCAGCUUGUUGAAGCAGUUGAACUGCAAAUUCCACACACACAAAUUCACCAUUAACCAAAUCCAAAAUUCUUCUCUCAAAUUAAUUUCAAAUUCCUCAAAAUCAAAGUUAUCAAUUCCAUCCAAAAAAUUCAUGGCGGUUGAAGACGAUUUCAGUUUCCCCACCGCCUUAGAGCCUUUCAACCGCUGCGGUGUCGAUUCGCCGCCGCUCUGGCGUCUCUCUCCGUCCGCAUCUCCGAUUUCCUACCGUCAACAAAUAUCCUGCGAUCGGAAUUUCAGAGAUACGGCGUCGGACGGUGAGAUUAGCAAUCGGUUCCCGUCGGCUUCGUUUCAGAGGAGGAGGAGGUUCUUGAGCGAUGCGGCAGUGAACGGCGAGGAGGAGGAGGAGGAGGAGGAGGCGGUGGCGGAGAAGAUGGAUGUGCUUUGGGAGAAUUUCAAUGAGGAGUUGUCGAGGAGUCGGAGAUCUAGGUUGAUGAAAACGGCGGAAUUGGAGGAGAAUGAGAUUGUAAAGGCGCGACAGCGGAUGGCGGAAUUAAACCUACCGGAGACUUCCGGUGCGAUGGCGACGGGGAGGAAGGCGACGGGAAAGACGGCGUUUGUUAAGGUUUUGAAGAAGCUUUUCUUGAUGCACAGUAGUUCCCGCCGGAAUCUGCAAACUCGAUCACGUUGAUAAAUACAGAGGAUUUUUUUUUUUUUUUUGGGAAAAGAAAAUGAGAAAAUGUAUAAAUUAAUAAGAGAUUACAAUUGAUUGCAGCCUUUUAUUUCAA